Molecule: messenger RNA, 2184 nt
Organism: Argiope bruennichi
Lineage: Eukaryota; Metazoa; Arthropoda; Arachnida; Araneae; Araneidae
Exons: 4
Coding region: 154-1248 (364 amino acids)
Biological process (GO): lipid transport; lipoprotein metabolic process
Cellular component (GO): membrane; extracellular region
Molecular function (GO): lipid binding
Source: RefSeq, a predicted model, not a curated record
CCAGUGUAAAGAAGAAUUCAGCGUAGACAGAGAAGACAUCUGUGCCUUGCCAGAGUAUGACGAUUCAAUGGGUAACCGUUGAUGAUGUGAUCUAUUCAAUAGUACAGUGUAGCGAUUGUUGUAACGGAUUAACUGACAAGCUGCUCUGUAGAAAUGGGAGUGGCCAAAAGCAAACAGAAGACAAGAGAUGACCUGAAGGUGCAGAUUCAAGAGUUCAAUUCUCGCUUACAAACGGCCCUGAUAGGCUGCCACCAGGCGAAGAAAACUUUCAUCACAUUGUCGGACGUGUGGUGCGGCAGUCGACAAGAGGUCCUCUCUACUCUGAAUACGGUUGCCGAGAAAAUUGAUAAGCACCAUCAAAACGUCAACUUAGCCACCCUCGCAGGCAUAUCAUCAAGUAUCGCCGGAGGAGCGGCUGGCAUUGGAGGAUUGAUUUUGGCUCCAAUGAGUGGUGGUCUUUCUCUGGCUUUAUCGGCUGGAGGACUGGUCGGCACAGUGGCCGGUUCUGCAACGACACUUGGGGCAAGCAUUGCUGAAGUUUACCUCACCAAGGAUCUCACAGAAAAGGUUCAAAAAGUUCUAGAAACCGACGCAUUUUACACGAAAGCUUUGAGUGCAGCUUUUAAAGAAAUAAUACUGCACGAACAGGAAGUCAUUUCAAUCAUAUCUGAACUGAAAAACGAAGCUAUGCUAGAAGACCUCGAAAAAGUCAUGAGAUCGUCCCCAUGUUGCGACGAGAUAAAGAGGCGUUUUUCCCAUUUGAAAGAAGGUGCCAAUUCCCUUGAAGAUAUUCUUAUUCUGGUGAAAAGUCUGUAUCCAGAAGAUCAAGAGUUCUUGCACCAACUAAAGAAAACUGAUGAUUUGUUCGGUGAAGCGCCAACUUUGUCGUCGACUCUUUCUUCCUCGUCUGAGUUCUUUCAGGCCGUCAAAGAGUUGACCACUGUGGGGCCAGAGACUCUGAAGAGCAUCAGUGGAGCGGCCCUACAAAGUACAGCUGCGAGCAGUGCCCAGAUAGCCUCUUGCACUACUCAGAUAAUAACGGCGGGACUGGGGGCAGUUUUCGUGGCGCUAGAUAUAUAUCAAUUUAUGAAAACGUCAAAGAAUUAUGAUCAAGGCUCUAAAACUGAGUUGGCCAACAAAAUGAGAAACGUGGCAGAGGACCUUGAGAAGGAAAGACAACAAAUAAUGAAAUUAAAUGAAUAUUACAGACGGCAAAUACAUGUGGACUUAAUGAGUGAUUCAUCCUAGCAUUGAUUUGUUUGUGGUUUUAAAUAGUACAUAAUUCCGUCUUCAUGGACUACAACUUGUGAUACAUUGUGUGUACAAAAUCGCAUUUGAUUUCAGAUUACAGAUGUGAUAUUAUUUUAAAGAAUAUUUAAUUCAUAUGAAAAUUAAAACACUAUUUUUUCGACAAUUAUUUCAUAUUUCACCUACAAAUUUUGAAGAAUGCUACUAGCAGAAGAUUCUAGAUUCUAAAUUGACUAUUUUCAUUGAUUGAUUUAGAAGCAAUCAUUGCUUUUUUAAAUUAUAAAUUUUUUUAAACUGAUUAAUGAAAUUCAGUCAACACAUCUACAAUUCUGCAUUCGAUAACACAGUUUCCAUAUUAGACAGAGCCAAAAUUGGAAUAGUUUUAGAGUAACAAGAUAUUUUAACAAACACUUUUCUUAAAAUCGGUAGCAAAUCGAAUUUUUUCUCCAAUAACACAUCAUUCUGUAAAAAGGAUUUUAUCAUAACAUAUUAGAAUACACCUUAUAUAGUACGAAUUUUUUACAUUAAUAUUAGCGUCUAGCAACAUUGUUUCGCUCAAAAUAAUUUUGAUACAACAUGAAGUGCAUAAAUCAUGUAACAGAAGAGUUGAAAUGUGCCUCAAAAAUCUUUUAUAAAUCACCUCAAAUGAGGUUAUAUAUUUUAAGAAAAUAAAAAAUAUAUAUAUUUACAUACAUAAUAACGAUUUUAUUUGUACAAAUGCAUUUAAGAUUAUUAAAAAAUUAAUUAUUCAAAUAAUUUUGAUUUUUUUUUGUUUACUAUCAUACUUAUUUCAACUUUUGCAGAUUUCUAUGAUAAUCCUGUUAUUUCCCUAGAAGAAUGUUGGCGAAAACGACAUGUAUUUUAUGAAAUGUGUGAUUUUCUUAGACUUUCUGUGAUAAAUGCUUAUUUGUAUAAAAAUUUCAUUUUUUUUCUUUA